Messenger RNA from Anoplophora glabripennis (Asian longhorned beetle), 4127 nucleotides. It is a transcript of the gene Upf1, whose product is annotated as regulator of nonsense transcripts 1 homolog. The transcript is spliced from 9 exons. Bases 165 to 3455 code for a protein of 1096 amino acids. NCBI's taxonomy places the organism in Eukaryota, Metazoa, Arthropoda, Insecta, Coleoptera, Cerambycidae. Gene Ontology annotation, molecular function: RNA helicase activity; RNA binding; ATP binding. Gene Ontology annotation, cellular component: cytoplasm. Gene Ontology annotation, biological process: nuclear-transcribed mRNA catabolic process, nonsense-mediated decay. The record is from RefSeq and is a predicted model, not a curated record.
ACAAAUGAGUAAUCAGAUAUGGCGCUUGCUGUCGUAAGUGAAGUUAUUUUAAAAUAAAUCUCAGCGGCUGUCAGUAAUUUGAACAAUUCAACCAUUUUCAAGCGCCCUACAAGAGAUUUAUUUGAAACAGUAAGGACGAGCGAAUCAAAUAAGAAUUCGAAAAAAUGAGCGUGGAUGCGUAUGGCCCCAGUUCGCAGACCCUCACGUUUUUGGACACGGAGGAUGCGGAUUUGAUAGGAGCUGACACCCAGGGCUCGGAAUGCGACUUCACCGAUUUCACCAUCCCCUCGCAGACGCAGGCUUCCCAACACGACCACACCGGCCCCAAAGUUUCCGGGGUACAGGUGAACAACAAUAUUGUUAAUAAAAUCGCAGCCACUACCAGUGCCUUAGGAGAGUUGCAGUUCGAGGAGGACGAUGAGGAAGGUUACUUCAACGGGAAGGAAUUGCCCGAUUACGCUUGUAAGUACUGUGGCAUCCACGAGCCGAACUGCGUGGUUAUGUGCAACUUGUGCAAGAAGUGGUUCUGUAACGGCAGGGGGAACACUUCCGGCAGCCAUAUUAUCAAUCAUUUGGUCAGAGCAAAGCACAAGGAGGUGACUUUACACAAGGACGGGCCGCUGGGAGAGACCAUCUUGGAGUGUUACAGUUGUGGAGUGCGUAAUGUGUUCGUUUUGGGUUUCAUCCCGGCAAAAGCCGACUCCGUCGUUGUGUUGUUGUGCCGGCAGCCCUGCGCCGCGCAAAAUUCCUUGAAGGAUAUGAAUUGGGAUCAAGACCAGUGGAAGCCCCUCAUAGCAGACCGUUGCUUCCUUACCUGGCUCGUUAAAAUACCGUCUGAACAGGAGCAACUAAGAGCCAGGCAAAUAUCCGCCCAACAGAUUAACAAACUGGAGGAGCUGUGGAAGGAAAACGUCGACGCGACGUUCCAAGACCUCGAAAAGCCAGGCGUGGACGAAGAACCACAACAAGUUCUUCUGCGUUACGAAGACGGAUACCAGUACCAGAAUAUUUUCGGUCCGCUGGUGAAGCUGGAAGCGGAUUACGACAAACGCUUGAAGGAGUCUCAGACCCAGGAGAACAUCGAGGUGCGUUGGGAUGUGGGUCUAAACAAAAAGACGAUUGCAUAUUUUACGCUCGCGAAGACCGACGGCGACAUGAAACUGAUGCACGGCGACGAGCUGAGACUUAGGUACGUCGGCGAGAUGCACAAGACGUGGGCGGGGGUGGGGCACGUCAUCAAAGUUCCGGACAAUUAUGGCGAAGACAUCGGGAUAGAGUUGAAGAACGGGUCCGGCGCCCCCAUUGAUUGCAACAGCAAUUUCGUCGUUGAUUUCAUUUGGAAAAGCACGAGCUUUGACAGAAUGCAAUUAGCUUUACGCAAAUUCGCCGUCGACGACACCUCCGUCUCCGCCUACAUCUACCACCGCCUGCUGGGGCACGAAGUCGAGGAGGUCCUCUUCCGUUGCCACCUGCCCAAGCACUUUUCCGCACCCAACCUGCCCGACCUGAACCGAUCCCAAGUGUACGCCGUGAAACACGCCCUACAACGGCCCCUCUCCCUAAUCCAAGGACCUCCCGGCACUGGAAAGACCGUGACGUCGGCCACCAUCGUCUACCAGCUAGUCAAGCAGAACGGCGGCCCCGUCUUGGUGUGCGCCCCAAGCAACACCGCCGUGGACCAACUGACGGAGAAGAUCCACAAGACCAACUUGAAAGUGGUCCGUUUGUGCGCCAAAUCCCGGGAGGCCAUAGACUCGCCCGUUAGCUUCUUGGCGUUGCAUAAUCAGAUCCGGAAAAUGGAGGGGAACACGGAGCUGCAGAAGUUGCAGCAGCUUAAGGACGAGACGGGCGAGUUGAGUUCGGUUGAUGAGAAGAGGUACAGGAUGUUGAAGAAGCUGGCCGAGAAGGAGCUGUUGGAGGCCGCCGAUGUUAUUUGCUGUACUUGUGUUGGUGCUGGCGAUCCGCGGUUGGUCAGGCUGAAGUUUCACUCGAUACUUAUCGAUGAAAGUAUGCAGGCAACCGAACCCGAGUGCAUGGUCCCGGUCGUCCUGGGCGUCAAACAACUCAUCCUCGUCGGCGACCACUGCCAACUGGGGCCUGUGGUGAUGUGCAAGAAAGCCGCGAGGGCCGGCCUCUCCCAGAGUUUAUUUGAACGUCUCGUAGUCCUCGGCAUCAGGCCGUUCCGACUGGAGGUCCAGUACAGGAUGCACCCGGAACUGUCGAGGUUCCCGUCAAACUUCUUCUACGAGGGUAGCCUCCAGAACGGCGUUAGCGCGGAGGAACGGAAACUGGCCAAGAUCGACUUCCCGUGGCCGAUAGCCGACAGACCCAUGUUCUUCCUCGUGACUCAAGGCCAGGAGGAGAUUGCCGGUUCCGGCACGAGCUACUUGAACAGGACGGAGGCUUCCAACGUGGAAAAAAUUGCCACGAGAUUUCUACGAUCAGGAGUAAAACCGGAACAAAUAGGCGUGAUCACCCCCUACGAAGGCCAAAGGGCCUACUUGGUGCAGUACAUGCAGUACCAAGGAUCGUUACACAGCAAGCUGUACCAGGAGAUAGAAAUAGCCAGCGUCGACGCGUUCCAGGGUCGCGAAAAAGACAUAAUAAUAAUGUCCUGCGUGCGUUCCAACGAGCACCAGGGCAUCGGCUUUCUAAACGACCCCCGCCGACUGAACGUCGCCCUAACCCGAGCCAAGUACGGAAUAAUCAUCGUGGGCAAUCCGAAAGUCCUCUCGAAGCAACCCCUCUGGAACCACCUACUGUCCUUUUACAAGGAGCAAAAGGUCCUGUGCGAAGGCCCCCUGACCAACCUCAAAGAAUCACUGAUACAAUUCGCCAAGCCCAAAAAGCUGAUCAACUCGGAGAAUCCGGGCUCCCACUUUAUGACCACCUCCAUGUUCGACGCCCGCGAGGCCAUGGUUCCGGGCUCGGUGUACGACAGGACCAACACCGCGAUCAACGGCCAGUUCAACUACCCGAACCGCGGCAUGCCCCUGGACAUGUUCAGCCGCACCCACGACCCCAUCAGCUACAUCUCGCCGGAGCGGGCCCAGGCGGGCAUGAACCUGCCCGUGCCCGUCGGCAUGUUCAUGAACAUGGCUCACAUCCCGCCCCGUUUCUACAACCAGCACCAGCAGGCGCUGCAGGCGCGACAGCAGCAGAACCCGAGGAACCGCAAGCCUCCCUCACGUCAGAAGGGCAAGGGCCUGAGCCAGGACCAGACGCAGCCCUUCAGCCAGAGCCUUCAGCUGACCCAGGGCAUGUCCCAGCCCGGCCUGUCGCAGCCCGGGUUCAGCCUGAGCCAGCCGGGGCUGUCGCAGGCGGAGCUCAGCCAGGACCCGUACAUGGCCGAUUACCAGUCCCAGAUGGAAGGAUUACUGUCCCAGGAUUCCACUUACCAGGGAGAUAGGUCUGCAUUCUACCAGCCUAGCGCGCAGUUCUCCCAACCCUAUUGAUGUGUUGUGAAGGAGAAGAUAUAUCGAAUCGCGGGAGCGGUCUUCUGAAAAUUUGCAAGUGAAUGAUCUGAUUGUCAAAUUGUCAGUAACGCAGCAUAUACAGGUCACAUGAUGUCGACUACGGAAUCACAAAAAAAAACACAUGAUAAUAAAUGAGAGGUUAUCAAGUAUCGUGACACGAGAAAAAUGAUACUUAUUACCGGAGAACGGUUAAUCGGUAAUCCUGUAGAUGACGUUUCACACCGCCUGUGACUAACCGAUUCAUUACUUUUUUUGUAAUUAGUUUAUUUUAAAUUUAAUCUGUUCACCGUUGGUAAUAUUACUUCGAUCUGGGUCGGGACGAUUCUUUUUUCUUUUUUUUUUUUCACUGCUGUAACCAGACGCUUCGACUCGCCUUGAAAGUAAUAUUAUUAACGUCCCCCAUAUGAGUUAUUUUAUAAAUCAUGACCAUUUCACGUGGUAAAAUUAAAAUAGUUUUAGUUUUCUUUAUUUUUUCUAAUUAUUGGCAUUGUAUUAAAAGGGUUAUGUAUACCUAUUCGUCUUCGGGUACUUUAGUUAAAAUAAUGUUAAAUUUUUCGCUUGUUAAACCUUGCUUUUAUUUCUAUCAGUAUUUUUUGUGUAUUUUAUACACAAAAUCAAUAGUUUCUGGAGCAUAAUAAAAUUUUUAGUGUU